This is a messenger RNA of Pelmatolapia mariae (spotted tilapia), 2525 nucleotides long. RefSeq names its product WD repeat domain 31 (gene wdr31). The record is from RefSeq and is a predicted model, not a curated record. Gene Ontology annotation, molecular function: protein binding. Lineage: Eukaryota; Metazoa; Chordata; Actinopteri; Cichliformes; Cichlidae. The transcript is spliced from 10 exons. The coding region runs from base 330 to 1400 and encodes 356 amino acids.
UCGUCCUCGCCUGGUUACGAGAAAGCGUCGCUCCCUGGUCGCUACGGAGGGAGGGAUGGGUGUUUUGUAGUUAAAAAGACACUUUUGUGCACUUUCCCACGCAGUUAGGACAGCGGUCUGUCAUGGCAGUGUGUGGGAAACGGUUCGCUUUUGUUAAAAUAACAACUUUUCCAAGCUUUAACGUGUGCCCGUCUAUGUUCUACUGCCACUAAUGCAUUGAUCUUUCUUAGAAUGACAGAUAAAGAUUAGUUAGCAUGCUAGCAAGCUAGCUCCUCAGCCUCUGCAUCACCCAGCGACGACACCUGCCAGUGACAGGUUCCUAGGUAGACAUGGGCAAACUACAGAGCAAGUUCCGCAAGAGGUCUGAGCUCUACAGGGCAUCUCAGGCAGAGAAGACAGAUAAUACCUUUGACAGUCAGGUGGUGCAGUAUGAGCCUGCACAUCAUGGGUCCAUUAACACAGUGACCACUCUCAGUCCAGACCUGUGUGUUUCUGGUGGGAGUGACCAGGCUGUGGUGGUGUACGACUGGAAACAAGGCCGGAUGUGUCAGUCUUUCCAGGGCCACAACCGAGAGGUUACCAAGGUGAUUUGUUAUCCAGGUAGUACAUGGAUCUUUAGUGCCUCACGGGACAAAACUGUACUGAUGUGGGACCUCAACCAGGGAGACGAACCUAUUCAGGAAUUCUGUGGGCAUGAGUUGGUGGUCAAUGGACUAGCUAUCAGUCCUGAUGGAAGAAAGCUGUGCACUGGCUCUCGUGACAACUGGAUGUGCCUGUGGGAUAUAGAAUCUGCAAAAUGUGAACAGAGACACAACAUAUCUAGAAACCUGGUGACUCAUGUAUGCUGGGUUCCAGCCAGCUCCUCUAUUGUCCAGACCUCCGAGGAUAAGACUAUAAGGGUGUGGGACAGCCGUGUAUGGCAGGUGACCAAUACUUUUCCAGCUAAGCAGUACAUCCAGACCCACUGUGAUGUCUCUCCAAAUGGAAACUACUUGGUGUCCAGUAGCAAUGGCUUUGGAGGACAGGGGUGUGAAGCCACGCUCUGGGACCUGCGUCAGCCUGGCUGCAAAGUUGUGGAGUACAGAGGCCACCUCCAAACCACAGCCUGCUGUGUGUUUCUCCCCAUGCAUCCUGGUGGCACAGCUCGAGUGGGAACAUCCUCCCAUGACAGCUCUGUCAAAAUCUGGGAUCAACAUACAGCAGUUUGUUUAGGGACGCUGUCUCUGGAAGGUGCCGGUCCACUGGUUUCGUUGGCACCGAGUGAUUCCAGCAAUCUGUUGUGUGCCAGCUUUAACAAUGGCCUUCAUCAUAUCCAGGUGGACCAGGGACCACAGCAGGCUCAGGGUUCUGGUGCAGGUGGUGCAGGGGGUCUGGACGUUAAAGUUGUGGCACGUUUUUGACACCCAAGGAGUGUCAGGUGUGAAUUAUAAUGUGAACAGCCAGAGACUCAGCGAGAACGCAUCGCUGGCUAUGGAAUUCAAGUCAUUUUAUUUUAUUUAUUUAUUUUUUACAGACUUUAUUUCUAUAAACAUUUUUGAUUUAUUAGACUGCCAUGCAGUGAAAAGAGGCGACAAUAAUGACGUAUGGAAGAUGCAACUUUUGUCCAAUAGUGGCCCACCAUGGAUGUCCAUCAUAGGUACUCUUCAUGGGGACUAAAAACAGGAAAUCAUACCUACAGUCACCAGCAGAGUAACAUGAUGGAGGGCAGGAUUUACCUGUUUUUUAUAUAUAAACUGCCACUUUAUUUAGAAAUAUGUACCAUGAGGGUAAACAGCCAUUCCAAUAGGUGAUUGUAGUUUACAUUGAGUGGUUCAAGUUCUUGCACAGUUAACUAAAUUGCCAAAAACUACUAGACAGCCUCUCGCUGUUGUAUUGUUGGUCUAGGCUCUGUAUACAUUGACUUACUUUGUCUAGCUGAUGUUGUCUAUUUAGCCCAAAGUAAUAUUUACAAAAUUUUAUGAGCUGCUGUAGUUUGGUACAGAUGUUGUUUUGCUUUUGUUGGUGAGCUGAUUGCAGUUUGGUCACCGUUUUCUACCACUGACAGUUCUGGCACUAGGUGGUGCUAAUUAAUCUUAACAACUGAACAACUGGACUAGUGGAUUAUUUUUGACAAAUUGAACUGCCCAGAUUACAAAGGAUCAGAUUGAGUGGAUGUCUCAUAAUUAACAGUACAAGAACUUAAGCACUCAAUUAAAUACAAACUAAUGCACGGUGAAAAGAGGAGGAGUGAACCUGCUGUUUGGUCUGUUUUUAUACAUCAUGAGCCAUGAAGGAGAAUUUGAAGCCCAGAAUAAGCAAUCGUUUUUUGUUUCCUGAUGUUUCUUUUUUUUCUUUGUUUUUUUGUUUGUCAGCAAAUGUGAUGUCAGCAAAAGAGCUUGUUUGUAUGCUGAUAAUAUUUAUUAGUUUGUAUUUUAACGUCAACCUGUUGGGGUUUAAAGAUCAGGUCAGUGCAACACCAAACUGUAACACAUCUGGUUGCCAUGUAAACGUAAAUGGACAAAGACUUUUUUUUUUUUUUUUUUAAA